AUGGAUGCCUUCGAGCCGGCCUUGAGUGAAGAGGCCACUGAACCGGGAAGUUGUGGUGAACAAAGCAGGCCGCGUCAGUCGGCCCGUGAAGACCGGAGCCCUCAUGCAGCCAAUCAUGCCCUCAGAGCAAACACACACGCGUACAGGCGCACACGCCCACAUGCCAGUGGCCCGCCAGCCUCGGCUGAGCACCGGAUCAAUUCGGCCUGGAAUGAAGGGGCCAGGAGACUGUACUUGGGCGCAGGCGGCGGCCGACACGGACCGGAUAGACGGGCAGUUGAGGCAGCCAAUGGCAAGCCGCCUGUCGGCUGCCCC
Messenger RNA from Protopolystoma xenopodis, 315 nucleotides. NCBI's taxonomy places the organism in Eukaryota, Metazoa, Platyhelminthes, Monogenea, Polystomatidea, Polystomatidae. The record is from the annotation of a GenBank genome assembly.